AUGGUGUACUAUGACUGUGUUGCGCCGAGUGGAGGCAGAAGUGUAAACAAUCCUGAAUCAGGCGAAUCGAAAUGCAUCAAAGAGGACCGUCUUCAUGGAUCUGCAGACUCCCUUUGUCAUAGCUUCGAUGCCAGACAGAGUGUCCCUGAAUUCAGUAAGUUUAUCGAGUGGCGGAGUCUUCUGUUGACUUUGACCUUUUCCGAUUUUGCCGACUGCCUACUUCUUAGAAUUUUCCUCUAUUUCGAGGACAUCCUCGGGCACUGGGCGGCACAUUUGCAAUGUCCUCACUUCUCAGGUGACCUUUUCCAGCACAGAUCCACGCCCACCCCACACACGGCCGGCAUGGCUGCUUUCGCCGGCCUGUACCACUGGAGGAUGGCUUGGUUGAAUAAACUGGCCCACUGGGAGCAGAAAGACCCGCCAAAUUGUGCAGGACAAAUAUGCACAAUUAUGAAGAAAAGCAAGGUUUCGAAGCAUCCUUCAUUGAGUUAUUGUGACAUGACUUCCCAUUUCAAGAGAAACGUUGCUUGGAAGGAAUUCGUGAAAUGCUGUGCUCACUUCCAUUUCGAGCGACAGUGUUUGGUGAACAGACUCGAAGACAGAUACCACAAGAAGACGACAGCCGAUACCCCUCUUGCCAGAUGUUGA
Messenger RNA from Protopolystoma xenopodis, 648 nucleotides. Lineage: Eukaryota; Metazoa; Platyhelminthes; Monogenea; Polystomatidea; Polystomatidae. The record is from the annotation of a GenBank genome assembly.